Messenger RNA from Polistes dominula (European paper wasp), 960 nucleotides. RefSeq names its product protein CFDP2-like. The record is from RefSeq and is a predicted model, not a curated record. Lineage: Eukaryota; Metazoa; Arthropoda; Insecta; Hymenoptera; Vespidae. Gene Ontology annotation, molecular function: catalytic activity.
AUGUCGCUAUCGGGUGACCUUUAUAGGGUAAAAUUUUCCGGAGAUAAACUAGUCCCCCGUUCGGAUCUCCGGGUGGGGACUACCUAGGGGAAUUCGUGUCGGGUAAAGUCAAAAAACAGAAGGGACUUUAAAAUGGGCACCUGGAACGUGCGAAGCCUGUUCAGACCUGGGGCGCCUCAGGUGAUGGUCGGGGAGGUAGAGAAGUACGGGGUAGAAAUCGUCGCGCUACAAGAAACUAGAUGGGCCGAGGAAGAUUCGGUCAACGCGGGAGCGUAUACGYUUUACUGUGGGGGGUCGGAGAUCCAUAGUUUCGGUGUCGGGUUCAUGAUUAGGAAAAUAAUACUAUCCGCGGUAAAAGACAUUAGGUUUAUAAAUGAAAGGUUAGGACUGAUCGUAUUACAGGGGCGAUGGUACAAGGUUGCRAUUAUUAAUGUGCACGCGCCGACGGAAGAUAAAGAGGACGAAGUUAAAGACGGGUUCUACGAGGAACUUSAGCGCGUCGUGGAUCAAUUGCCGAAAGAWWACAUGAAGAUAGUCGUAGGAGAUUUUAACGCGAAAAUCAGUAAAGUAGAAUUUUUUAGACCAACGAUUGAGUUCGGGAGUCUYCAUAAGGAAAGUAACGAUAACGGAGUAAGGGUAGUUAACUUUGCGACCGGGAAAAAUCUCAUCGYUAAAAGUACGUUUUUUAAACAUAAAAACAUCCAUAAACAAACUUGGAUUUCCCCGGACGGAAAUACGCUUAACCAAAUAGAUCACGUUCAGGCAGAUAAACRAAGAUACACGAACUUACUAGAUGUUAAGUCGUACAGGGGGGCGGAUUGUGAUUCGGAUCAUUUUUUGGUUAUUGCUAGGAUGAGGGAACGGCUUUCCGUAAAUAAGAUCAAUGGAUAGCGGAUAGGAAAUAAAUGGAUAAACGUAGAAAAGAUUAUCGAAGGAGAAAACUGAAUAAAGUACGCGGCC